AUCAAAAUCUAGUAGCACCAUUUUCACGCAAAGAAUACUCCAAAACCCUAGCCACUACUCUCCGGCGGCAUUGCGGCGGCGAUAAUUCUUCAAUGGACGACGUUUGCGAAGGCAAAGACUUCUCCUUCCCAGCUCAAGAAGAAAAGAUCCUCUCAUGGUGGGACGAAAUCGAUGCCUUCAAAACCCAACUGGAACGCACCAAACAUUUCCCCGAGUACAUCUUCUACGACGGCCCGCCGUUCGCCACCGGCCUCCCUCACUAUGGCCACAUUCUGGCUGGCACAAUCAAAGACAUCGUGACACGGUAUCAGUCGAUGACGGGUCAUCAUGUGACCCGGAGAUUUGGAUGGGAUUGCCACGGGUUGCCCGUGGAGCAUGAAAUUGAUCAGAAGUUGGGAAUUAAGAGCAGAGAGGAUGUGAUUAAGAUGGGGAUCGGAAAUUAUAAUGAAGAGUGCAGAGGGAUUGUGCAGAGGUAUGUGAGUGAGUGGGAGAAAACUGUGGUUAGAAUGGGAAGGUGGAUCGAUUUUCGGAACGAUUAUAAGACGAUGGAUUUGAAUUUCAUGGAGUCUGUGUGGUGGGUGUUUGCUCAGUUAUUCCAGAAGGGUCUCGUCUAUAGAGGUUUCAAGGUUAUGCCAUACAGUACAGGUUGUAAAACUCCAUUGUCGAAUUUUGAAGCCAAUUCCAACUAUAAGGAGGUUCCUGAUCCUGAGAUAAUGGUAGCUUUUCCAGUAAUCGAUGAUCCAGAUGGUGCAUGUUUUGUUGCAUGGACCACAACACCUUGGACGCUGCCUAGUAAUCUUGCACUUUGUGUCAAUGCUAAUUUUGUGUAUGUGAAGGUCCGCAACAAGUUCAAUGGGAAAGUUUAUGUGGUUGCUGAAUCACGUCUAGGGGAGCUUCCUGUUGAAAAGGCAAAGAAAGCGUUACCUGAUGGAGCUAUUGGUGGUUCUGAAAAUUCAAAUUCAAAACCCAAGGCUUCUGGUGGUAAAGCUAAGAAUGUUGAAACGUAUGAAAUUUUGGAUAAGUACACUGGCGCAUCUCUUGUGGGAAAGAAAUAUGUCCCUUUGUUUGAUUACUUCAAGGAUUACGCUGAUGUGGCAUUUCGAGUUGUUGCAGAUGACUAUGUAACUGAUGAUAGUGGUACUGGAGUUGUUCACUGUGCUCCUGCAUUUGGUGAAGAUGAUUACCGGGUUUGUAUGGAGCAUGGCAUAAUUAGCAAGGGGGAAAACUUGGUUGUAGCUGUGGAUGAUGAUGGUUGUUUUACUGAGAGAAUUGUCGAAUUUAGCGGGCGUUAUGUCAAGGAUGCAGAUAAAGAUAUUAUCCAAGCAGUGAAAGAGAAAGGCAGGCUCGUGAAAUCUGGAAGCUUUACCCAUAACUAUCCCUUUUGUUGGAGAUCUGACACUCCCCUCAUCUACAGAGCCGUACCCAGCUGGUUCGUAGCCGUGGAAAAGAUAAAAGAUCAAUUGCUUGAGAACAAUAAACAGACAUACUGGGUACCGGACUUUGUGAAGGAAAAGCGUUUUCACAAUUGGCUUGAGAAUGCGAGAGACUGGGCCGUCAGUCGAAGUAGGUUUUGGGGUACUCCACUUCCAUUAUGGAUCAGUGAGGAUGGCGAGGAGAUUGUGGUCAUGGAUUCCAUUGCAAAACUGGAAAAACUUUCUGGUGCCAAGGUGACUGACUUGCAUCGUCAUAAAAUCGAUCAUAUAACAAUCCCGUCAAGUCGUGGCCCUGAAUAUGGUGUUCUCCGACGAGUGGAGGACGUGUUUGAUUGCUGGUUUGAGAGUGGUUCUAUGCCUUAUGCAUAUAUCCAUUAUCCAUUUGAAAAUGUUGAACUAUUUGAGAACAAUUUCCCUGGGCAUUUUGUGGCUGAGGGGCUUGAUCAAACUCGUGGAUGGUUCUAUACUCUCAUGGUUCUGUCAACUGCACUUUUUGGAAAACCAGCUUUCAGAAAUCUCAUUUGUAAUGGGCUUGUAUUGGCCGAGGAUGGAAAGAAGAUGAGUAAGAGAUUGAAGAAUUAUCCUCCACCUGCUGAAGUUAUAAAUGAUUAUGGAGCUGAUGCACUACGAUUGUACAUUAUAAACUCUCCAGUCGUUCGUGCUGAACCAUUACGAUUUAAAAAGGAUGGUGUGUAUGGUGUGGUGAAAGAUGUUUUCUUGCCAUGGUAUAAUGCUUAUAGGUUCCUUGUGCAAAAUGCUAAAAGACUUGAAGUUGAGGGACUUGCACCAUUUAAACCAAUUGAUCAACACAUUCUUCAGAAGUCCUCAAAUGUCCUUGACCAAUGGAUUAACUCAGCAACUCAGAGUCUAGUCCAUUUUGUGCGGCAAGAAAUGGAUGCUUAUAGACUGUACACGGUGGUUCCUUAUCUCCUAAAGUUUUUGGACAACUUGACAAAUAUAUAUGUUAGAUUCAAUCGAAAGAGACUGAAAGGUCGAACUGGAGAAGAAGAUUGCAGAACUGCUCUUUCGACUCUUUAUUAUGUGCUUCUAACAGCAUGUAAAUCUAUGGCUCCAUUCACGCCGUUCUUCACCGAAGUUCUUUAUCAUAAUUUGAGGAAAGUUAGCAAUGGAUCAGAAGAAAGCAUUCACUACUGCAGUUUCCCUGCAGUAGAAGGAAAAAGAGGGGAACGUAUUGAAGAAAGUGUGAACCGGAUGAUGACAAUUAUAGAUCUUGCACGCAACAUUCGUGAGCGCCACAACAAACCUCUUAAAGCACCACUUAAGGAGAUGGUAAUUGUACAUCCUGAUGCAGACUUCUUGGAUGACAUUGCUGGUAAGCUGAGGGAAUACGUGCUCGAGGAACUUAAUGUGAAGUCUUUGGUCCCGUGCAACGACACUUUGAAGUAUGCUACCCUGCGUGCAGAGCCUGAUUUCAGUGUUCUAGGGAAAAGGCUUGGUAAAUCGAUGGGUGUUGUUGCAAAGGCAGUUAAGGCAAUGUCAACAGAAGAUAUCUUGGCUUUUGAGAAAGCAGGAGAGAUUACUAUUGCAUCACAUGUUUUGAAGCUUAGUGAUAUCAAGAUAACUCGGGAGUUCAAGCCUCCUAGUAAUGUGAAGGCUGAAGAUAUGGACGCGAAAGGAGAUGGUGAUGUCUUGGUUGUAUUGGACUUGCGUCGGGAUGAGUCUUUGUACGAGGCCGGAGUUGCUCGUGAGAUUGUGAACCGAAUUCAGAAGUUACGGAAGAAAGCUGCACUUGAACCCACCGACUUGGUGGAGGUCUUCAUUAAAUCAUUGGAUGAAGAUAAAACGAAUCUCCAAGAAAUUCUUGAAUCACAGGAACUAUACAUCAGAGACGCACUUGGGUCUUUGUUGCUUCCCUCUGCUUUGCUUCCGCCUCAUGCUGUGGUUCUGGCUGAAGAGAGUUUCCAUGGGAUUUCCAAUCUCUCUUUUGCUAUCACCUUGACUAGACCAGCUCUGGUAUUCAACUCAGAUGCCAUUGUUACAUUGUAUGCUGGCAACACCAAGUCUGCACAUGGAUUACAAACCUAUUUGUUAAUGAGAGAUCACCAUAAUUUGAAGGCAGAGUUUCAACUUGGUAAGGGUAAGCUCAAGAUCAAUUGCAUUGAAGAUCUACCUCCAGUGGAUGUGGCAUUGGGUGAACAUGUAUUCUUGACCGUUGGUGAUUACUUCUCAAGCAGUAAGGGGUCUCUCUGAAUUUUUGUUAUCCUUAUUUCAGUUCGAACUGAAUUGUUAUUGUUUUGAAUGCUCAUCUAGAAAGAUGAGCAUUUUGUGGGGAAUGUUUUUUUGCCGGGAAUUUGUGAUGUUACAACCAUACAGCGAUAGUAUUCUGUAUCUGGAUUUUACCACCCUGUAUUUCCAAAUUUUGUUCAUCCAAAAGGUAAGAGAAGCAAAAA
Sesamum indicum (sesame) is the source of this 3844-nucleotide messenger RNA. Its product is annotated as tRNA synthetase class I (I, L, M and V) family protein. Gene Ontology annotation, molecular function: isoleucine-tRNA ligase activity; aminoacyl-tRNA deacylase activity; ATP binding. Lineage: Eukaryota; Viridiplantae; Streptophyta; Magnoliopsida; Lamiales; Pedaliaceae. The record is from RefSeq and is a predicted model, not a curated record. Gene Ontology annotation, biological process: isoleucyl-tRNA aminoacylation.